UCUUUUUGCGCCGUCUGGUGGACAGCUGUGCGUACUGGUGGUGCGCGUUUGGAAAAGUGUAGACGCACCGCAAUCACUGUGUGAUUGAUUCCUGCGCGAAAUAUCGCCAAUCCGUGUUGCCUGUCGAGUACUUUGUGCAUCUUCUCUCGUGUUUUUCGUCGACUUGUAUUUUUCGUGCUUGUUGUGGCGCGCUGUCUGCUGUGCGCAGCGCACGGACGAACUGUAGCACCUCCUCCAGCGACGCUCUUCUGCUGCCGACUCUCGAUCAGCAUGGCACAGUUUUCAGACUUUGUGAGUUGAUCGCACCUUCCUGCUCAGGAUACUACAUUGAGAUGUCUUCUUGAUUCUACAAAGACUUUGUUGAGAAGUUCUGUCCUGACGACUUAUAAUGGCUUCUAAUAUCAUUGUGGAGCAACAGUUUUCACACAAAUUCACAGUGACGGUAGUUCAAGCUGAGCGUGUCACCAAGGGAGCGCUGGGUGACCUGUUGGACACCCCAGAUCCAUAUGUGGAGCUCUUCAUUCCCACGGCCCCAGAGAGCAGGAAGAAGACCCGACACAUCGACAACGACAUCAACCCAAAAUGGAACGAGACCUUUCACUUCAUCUUAGACCCAAACCAGCAGAACGUCCUGAAGAUAACAUUAAUGGACGCCAAUUAUGUGAUGGAUGAGACUCUUGGGACGGCUUCCUUUGAAAUCUCCAAACUCAGUGUGGGCCAGAAAAAGAUGGAGGCUUUCCGCAUCGGCAAAGCAACCAAAGUGUAUUUAGAGAUGUCCCUGGAGAUCUGUACUAAACUGGACCUGCGGUUCAGCCUGGCCCUGUGUGACAAAGAGAAGCAGUUCAGACACGAUCGCAGAGAACGAGUGAUGCUGGCCAUCAAGAAGCUGUUACACAUGGAAAAGCCUCGCUUCCUCCCCAGCUCACCAGAAGAGGUGGGAAAACUCAAACCUGUAUUUUUUUUUCUUCCAUUCAUUCAUUUCGACAAGAAUCACUUUUUUCUCCAUCAAUUUCAAUUUUUUUUCUAUUUAUAUCACGCCAAUUCGCAACAACGUCGCCUCAAGGCGUCUCGCACAAAAGAGUUUAAAGACAAUGUAAAAUAAAAUUAAAACAUCAAAAGCACAAUUAAAAGUAAAAAAAAAAAAAAAAAAAAAAAAAAAAAAAAA
Messenger RNA from Thalassophryne amazonica, 1165 nucleotides. RefSeq names its product cytosolic phospholipase A2-like. The transcript has 7 exons. Lineage: Eukaryota; Metazoa; Chordata; Actinopteri; Batrachoidiformes; Batrachoididae. Gene Ontology annotation, cellular component: endoplasmic reticulum. The record is from RefSeq and is a predicted model, not a curated record. Bases 389 to 1102 code for a protein of 237 amino acids. Gene Ontology annotation, molecular function: calcium ion binding; lipid binding.